UGCACGACAAACACAGGCACAGUCGAGCGUUUCAAUGAGCUCUUUGUAGGGGGUUGAGGUAUGUAGUGAAAGUCUGCGUGUGUUUGGGUUUUUUCACCAGCAGCUAGUGCAAGAACUUUGGAAGUUUUUAAAGGUGUACUUGUGAACCAAAUUACAAAGACAAUAUAAACAGAAGACAGAAGUGUUCAAAGCACAAAUCUGCUUGUGUUUGGACUGAAAACGAGAGAGAAGGGCAAUGCUAAGUGAAUGGUUUUGGUGGGAUCGGCUUUGGUUACCAAGGCCUGUGACAUGGGUGGACCUACAAGAUGGAGAGGGGCGUGUUUAUGCCCGUGUGUCCCACCUGUACGUCACUAUACCUGUAGCAGUACUGCUGCUAGGGCUAAGGGCAUUAUAUGAAAGAUUGAUCGCUAUGCCACUCGCUAAUGCCCUUGGGGUUAAAGACAAAGUUCGCUUGAGAGCCUCGCACAACCCAGUGAUGGAAAAAUACUUUAACACACACUCGAAACAUCCAACACAGGAAGAUAUAAAAGGUAUUUGUAAGAAGUCUGGCUGGUCGGAAAGGCAGGUGGAACGCUGGUUCCGCAGAAGGAGGAACCAAGACAGACCUGGAUUACAGAAGAAAUUUAAAGAAGCCAGUUGGCGGUUUGCUUUUUAUCUGCUAUCUUCUUUCGGAGGAGUGCUGGCUCUAUAUGAUAAACCUUGGUUUUAUGACCUACGAGAAGUGUGGGCAGAAUUUCCAAAACAAUCACUGCUGGAUUCUCAGUACUGGUAUUACAUCAUUGAGAUGAGUUUUUAUGGAUCUUUAUUAAUCAAUGUGGCUGCAGAUGUGAAACGUAAGGACUUUAAGGAGCAGUUGGUCCAUCACUGGGCAACUUUAACUCUGCUGUCCUUCUCAUGGUGUGCCAACUACAUCAGAAUUGGGACACUGGUCAUGCUCGUGCAUGACACAUCUGAUGUCUUAAUGGAGUCUGCUAAGAUGUUCAACUAUGCUGGAUGGGAGACUACAUGCAACAGUAUCUUUGUAGUUUUCGCUGUAGUUUUUAUGAUAACCAGACUUAUCAUCUUUCCUUUCUGGCUGAUUCACUGUACGUGGGUUUAUCCUCUGGACCAGUUUGAACCCUUUUUCGGCUAUUAUUUCUUUAAUGUAAUGCUGGUGGUCCUGCUGCUGUUGCAUGUGUUCUGGGCCUCCUUGAUUCUUCGCAUGGUCAAAAAGUUCCUUUUCGGAAAACUAAAGGGUGAUGAGAGAAGUGAUGAGGAAGAGGAUGAGGAGGAGUCUGAGGAAGAGCACGCAUGCAAUCAUACUAAUGGAUCUGUGAAAGGACUGUCUAACGGUCAUUGACACAUAGUGAGACGUUUUAUACAUACAGUACAUACACAAUUAACCUUUUAAUGCCAUGCAUGCAUUAAUGUCCAUAUUGGACACAUGAUUAAACUGUGAAUUUUCUUUUUUGCAUAGCCUUUCAUCUUAAGGUGUAAAUAUGUACAAAUGUUGUUGUCAUUCAAUAAAA
Molecule: messenger RNA, 1508 nt
Organism: Paramisgurnus dabryanus
Lineage: Eukaryota; Metazoa; Chordata; Actinopteri; Cypriniformes; Cobitidae
Gene: cers3b
Product: ceramide synthase 3b
Biological process (GO): ceramide biosynthetic process
Cellular component (GO): membrane
Molecular function (GO): DNA binding; sphingosine N-acyltransferase activity
Source: RefSeq, a predicted model, not a curated record